Molecule: messenger RNA, 2649 nt
Organism: Protobothrops mucrosquamatus (brown spotted pit viper)
Lineage: Eukaryota; Metazoa; Chordata; Lepidosauria; Squamata; Viperidae
Gene: PFKP
Product: phosphofructokinase, platelet
Exons: 22
Coding region: 1-2259 (752 amino acids)
Biological process (GO): fructose 1,6-bisphosphate metabolic process; canonical glycolysis; fructose 6-phosphate metabolic process
Cellular component (GO): membrane; cytoplasm; 6-phosphofructokinase complex
Molecular function (GO): fructose-6-phosphate binding; AMP binding; monosaccharide binding
Source: RefSeq, a predicted model, not a curated record
AUGAAUGCCGCAGUCCGUGCAGUGGUGCGCAUGGGGAUCUAUGUUGAAGCGAAAGUGUAUUUUGUCUAUGAGGGAUACCAAGGUAUGGUUGAUGGGGGUGAAAAUAUUGUUGAAGUUACAUGGGAGAGUGUUUCAAGUAUCCUCCAAGUGGGGGGAACUGUUAUUGGCAGCGCUCGCUGUAAAGCUUUUCGGACUCGCGAAGGCCGUUUGAAAGCAGCCUGCAAUCUGGUGAAGCGAGGAAUCACAAACCUUUGUGUGAUUGGGGGAGAUGGCAGCUUAACCGGUGCUAAUCUCUUUCGGGGAGAGUGGAAUGGCCUGUUAGAGGAGUUGGCAAGAAAUGGUGAGAUUGAAGAAGAAGCUGUAAAGAACUAUGCUUACCUCAACAUAGUGGGAAUGGUUGGGUCCAUUGACAAUGAUUUCUGUGGGACAGACAUGACUAUUGGCACAGAUUCUGCCCUGCAUAGAAUCAUUGAAGUUGUGGAUGCCAUCAUGACUACUGCUCAAAGCCAUCAGAGGACCUUCGUCCUAGAAGUGAUGGGAAGACACUGUGGGUAUCUGGCACUUGUUAGUGCUUUAGCCUGCGGUGCAGACUAUGUAUUUAUCCCUGAAUAUCCACCUGAGGAAGGAUGGGAAGAUCAUAUGUGUGCUAGGCUUUCUGAGAACCGUGCCCGAAAGAAAAGGUUGAAUAUUAUAAUUGUGUCAGAAGGAGCAAUUGAUUCCUUCAACAAGGCUAUCACUUCUGAACAAGUUAAGGAUCUUGUAGUGAAGCGGUUGGGGUUUGACACACGGGUAACCAUUCUUGGCCAUGUGCAACGAGGAGGCACACCCUCUGCUUUUGAUCGGAUUUUGGCCAGCCGUAUGGGAGUAGAGGCUGUCCUUGCUCUUCUGGAAGCCACCCCUGAAACACCUGCUUGUGUGGUGACCUUAUCCGGGAACCAGGCUGUCCGUCUGCCUUUAAUGGAGUGUGUUCAAAUGACUCAAGAUGUUCAGAAAGCUAUGGAUGAAAGAAGAUUCAAAGAUGCAGUAGAACUCCGCGGAAGGAGUUUUACCAACAACUUGAAUACCUACAAGCUCCUGUCUAACAAAAAGCCAGAAGACGAACUACCUAAGAGCAAUUUUACUGUCGCUAUCCUAAAUGUGGGUGCUCCAGCGGCUGGGAUGAAUGCUGCUGUCCGUUCUGCAGUGAGACUUGGAAUCACUGAAGGACACAAAAUGUUAGCUGUUACUGAUGGCUUUGAAGGCUUUUCUAGAGGGCAGAUUAAAGAAAUCAAGUGGGGAGAUGUUGGAGGUUGGACUGGCCAAGGAGGGUCAAUACUUGGCACCAAACGUACACUCCCUGGAAAGUAUUUGGAGAAGAUUGCAGAACACAUGCGUGCUCAUAACAUCAAUGCCCUCCUUGUCAUUGGUGGCUUUGAGGCAUACCUGGGACUCUUGGAGCUUUCUUCAGCCCGGGAGAAAUAUGAAGCGUUCUGUAUCCCCAUGGUUAUGGUUCCUGCAACCGUAUCCAACAAUGUACCUGGUUCUGAUUUCAGCAUUGGUGCAGAUACUGCUCUGAACACUAUCACUAAUACCUGUGACCGAAUCAAGCUAUCGGCAAGUGGGACGAAACGACGCGUGUUCAUCAUUGAGACCAUGGGAGGCUACUGUGGCUACUUGGCUAACAUGGGGGCUUUGGCUGCAGGUGCAGAUGCUGCAUAUAUUUUUGAAGAAAAAUUUGACAUUCGGGAGCUACAGGCCAAUGUGGAACAUCUCACCCAAAAGAUGAAAACUAACAUCCAGAGAGGUUUGGUACUCAGGAAUGAAAAUAGUAGCGAGAACUACACAACUGACUUCAUUUAUCAGCUCUAUUCGGAAGAAGGCAAAGGGGUCUUUGAUUGUCGAAAGAAUGUGCUGGGUCAUAUGCAGCAGGGUGGUGCUCCUUCUCCAUUUGAUAGAAACUUUGGGACAAAAAUAGCGGCAAAAGCUGUGCUGUGGAUCUCAAAGCAACUGAAACAAAGCUACCGAAGAGAAGAAGGAAAGGUGUUUGCCAAUACUCCAGAAACUGUGUGCCUUCUAGGAAUGCGUAAGAGAAACUUGGACUUCCAGCCGGUGAUCAAGUUACAGGAUGAAUCAGACUUUGUGCACCGAAUUGCUAAGGAACAGUGGUGGCUAAAAUUGCGUCCUCUGAUGAAGAUCCUGGCCAAAUACAAGGCCAGCUAUGAUAUUUCUGAUUCAGGCCAGCUAGAGCACGUGGUGAGACCAACGGCAUCUGAAGCCUGAGUCUGCAACGCCAGGAUGUCCCUAAGUGGAACUUUUUUUUCCAUUGUGCAUCAACAAUGCUUUAGAAUAUGUGUUACAGCUUCUUUUUGUAACAUGUAAGUUAUUGUACCAGCACUUUACGUGGGAAACAAAAACGUCACCAUAUUAUCUGUUCCUGUUAUUUUUAGGUUUCAUUUACAGAGUGGGACACUCCAGCGCCUAACAUGACAAAGAAAACCCAGUUACCAAUGUGUUCCUUAUGAAUAAUCUGCCCAAAACCUGUUCUAUGCACUCAGUGUGAUGCCGUUUGUCUUUUGCACUUUUACCAGAUAGUGUUUACACUCAGAAGCAUAGUUUUGUGUAAUAAAUAUUGAAAGACAUACAUGUGAUCCAGCCAUAAUAAAUACUGCA